Messenger RNA from Vigna umbellata (rice bean), 911 nucleotides. RefSeq lists its product as uncharacterized. Lineage: Eukaryota; Viridiplantae; Streptophyta; Magnoliopsida; Fabales; Fabaceae. The record is from RefSeq and is a predicted model, not a curated record.
UUAUAAAUUCUACAUAAACAUUGGUAUCUAUCAGUAACAUCUCCUUGUCCUAGGCCUGCAUCAUGCAUAUAUAUAUAUAUAUAUAUGGUUAUGUAAAUUGUCAUAAAGCCUUGGCAUCCUCCAUUAUCGUAAGAUGCCAACGAAACAGGUAAGUUUCUGCAAUGACAAAAAGGUUGUAGUGAGGGUAUACGUUGAGAAGCCUAGGAAGAAGAGAUCAUCUUCAAUUCAACAUCAGUAUCAGAUUCAUGGCCCUAUCAGUAUGGGAUGUGGAAGAAGAGCAAGGUUGCUUAGCUAUUCUCAUCUGCUACGUGAAUCUGCAAGAGGAGCAUUAUCAGCACCUUCAUUCUCCAAGUGGGUUACAAACACCAAUCUUCAACCACCAACCCAGGGCCGUUUCCUUGUCUUGCAGAUAACCCCUUCCAACAUGAAAAAGCCAACAUGCUUUGGCAGCUGCACUUGGAAACUACUGAUUCCGAGGUUCCUAAGGUCAUGUUCAAAAGCCAAGAAAAAGGAGAACAAGAAGAAACAUAUGGGUGCAGAUUUUUCAGGAAAUGGAAUGAGAAUGAUCUGCUGUUACAGGUCCUGAUACUAUGGAAUGAUGCAGUUUAAUUCUCUGGUAUGGAAAGGGAGAAGUUUCAUUUGGAAUGUGUUAUCAACUAGAUUAGCUUCAGGGUCAAUUUUAUCCUGGUGGUUCACAUCUCUCAAGGUAUAAUGUCACCAAUCUCGAUUCAAAUAAGAAUUGAUAUCGUUUGAUUGGAUUAAACUUCUUAUCUACCAUCACACAUCACUGAAAUGGUCCUCACUUAUUGCUGCUAAUGCGUAUGCGUCUUAAGGUUACUGUACAUCACUGGUCUUAUUUCAUAUUUGUUCUCUUAUAUAUUUUUUUCCUAGAACAUUUUUGUUGUACACAU